AUGGACAUCAGCGCAGAUUGCAGCCAGAUCAGGGUCACGGAUCCAGACGUGGAUUUUGAUAGCAGCCCAGGCCAGGACAUCACCAUGGCCCAGGGGUCACAACCCCCGCCCGCCCCGCCCUGGGUUGGUCCCAGCCACCGGAGGUCCCUGCGCAGCACGGCGGCGGGCUCCACGUGGGAGGACGAGGAGGAAGACUUGAACAACAACGUGCAAGGCUUGGUCCAUGACCUGAGAAUUCGGGUCUUCCCAGAGGAGAGGGAAGAGCACCACCACAAUGGCCACCAGUACCAUCACCGCGGCCGCUACCGCCACCGCCGCAUCUUCAGGCGAGGGCCCCCACACCCACCUGUGCGGCGGCAGCUCUAUCCCGAUGCCCGCGUGCGCUCCCCGCCUCGCCCCACGCCACAGGUCUUCAGCUGCCCGCAGUGCCGAAGGACUUUUCCAAGUCGCAGCUUUCGCCCCAAUUUGCAGCUGGCCAACAUGGUCCAUAUAAUCCGCCAGAUUUGCCGUACACCGUGA
Molecule: messenger RNA, 519 nt
Organism: Cricetulus griseus (Chinese hamster)
Lineage: Eukaryota; Metazoa; Chordata; Mammalia; Rodentia; Cricetidae
Source: RefSeq, a predicted model, not a curated record